Molecule: messenger RNA, 3765 nt
Organism: Penicillium canescens
Lineage: Eukaryota; Fungi; Ascomycota; Eurotiomycetes; Eurotiales; Aspergillaceae
Gene: thtA
Product: protein thtA
Exons: 5
Coding region: 1-3765 (1254 amino acids)
Biological process (GO): mRNA splicing, via spliceosome
Cellular component (GO): U2 snRNP; nucleus
Molecular function (GO): protein binding; U2 snRNA binding
Source: RefSeq, a predicted model, not a curated record
AUGUCCGACGUGGCUGAUGCUGGGGCUAACCCAGAGCCGAUGGAGGUGACAGGGCUUCUAACCCAGCCCAUCCUCCCCAGCCCUAUCAUCAACUGGAUACUCCCCGCGCGUGUUCGAAGCAAAGAGCACAACGACGUUGUCUUUGUCGGCGAGAGGCGUAUUCAGGUCAAGGAGGCACUCCCCAGUGGAAAUCUCGCAGAUGUCUUCGAGAAGAAUGACCUUACUGGCUCACCUCUUGGGGCCAAGGUUAUUAACGUCGGCACUCAGCUGCCUUGGGAAACCCAGGGAGCCCGCUCAUCCCGGUCAAUUGGACGCAUGGAAGCAGAGACUCUAGCCCCUCAGAUCCUAUUUCUCGCGUUGGAUUCGAACGAGCUGCUCUUUAUGUACUGCGCUGCAGGAAGAGAAGAUCCAUUCGUCACUCACUACCGACCACUACCCCGCGAUGUCAAUACCUCUGAAAAAUAUGGCCGACACAUCGCGGUUGACCCGAAGUCACGCGCGGUCGCAGUCAGUGCAUCGCGUAAUUUCUUCGGAAUUAUGUGGUUGAAUUCUUCCGAUGACCUCCAGCUGCAGAUGAUCCAGGGAAGACUGCAUCCAAUUCAAUCGGAAAAUUUUCUUAAAGUGAACGGCGAUAUCUUGUUCAUGGAAUUCCUGUAUCCCAAAGCCAUCGAUGACAAAAGAAUAAUCCUACUUCUUAUCAUUCACACAGAAUACACAACUCAGGCUCUGUUCUAUGAAUGGGAUGAGCUUCGCAUGGACGAGCGCCUUUCUCCCAACAUCACAACCAUUUCUCUGCCUGCACAAGACUUCCUACCUACCAUGAUUGUUCCCUUGGCCAAGGAAUCAUCAUUCCUGCUCAUCACCACAACAUCCAUGGCAAUGUACACACCUCAUAGCAUGAAUCGCCCUAUGAGAUACCCACCCAUCAUCCCCGAUACCGAUCCUUCUCAGAUCGGGCUAUGGACCCGCUGGGCAAGACCUUCGCGAAAUUGGCUCUACAGCCAGCGAUACGAUGGUAUCUUUUUGUGUCGAGAGGAUGGAUGGAUUUAUUAUCUCGAGUUUGGCAAUGAGGGUGAACUUGAAACCCAGACCUCUCUGGGUCAGCUCCACUGUGAUGUUGACACUGCAUUCGAUGUUUUGGAUAUGGGCCACGAAGGUGGCGACUUCAUCCUCGCUGCUGGAAGCCACGGUGACGGUGGGCUGUUUGUCCAAGAGGCACGAGACCACCCGAGAUGUGUCCAGCGUUUUCUCAACUGGGCACCGGUCACCGAUGCCGUUGUUGUGCCUUCAUACUCCGAAGACCCCUCCAAAGCUGAUCAAGCUCAUGAUCGGCUAUUCGUCUGUUCUUCCUCUUCUACGGGAAAUGGCGCGAUUACUGAACUGCGAUAUGGAGUCGAGGCUCAGGUUGGCGUUGCCGUCGCAUUGGGUGAAUUUUCGAACAUUCGUGAUAUGUGGGCGAUGGCAAAGGAGAUGACUGGCGAAAUUUACCUCAUGAUUACCGAUCCAAUUUCCUCGUUGCUCCUUCACACUACUUUCGACUUGAAAGACGGAAUUUCUGCCCUCCAGGAUGGUAUUGGCUUUGACACUGAACAGACCUUGGCAACAGGCUCUACGCGUAGUGGUUUUGUCGUUCAGGUCACAGAAAGAGCCACAUACAUUUCUAAGCCAGAUGAUCCUUCCUCCAGUCAAUGUGUUCCGCAUGACCCUUCUCAUGUUGUUACUGCAGUUACAGUUGAUAAGGCAGACUCUCUGAUUAUCAUGACUGUCAGCAGCCCAAGUGGGAUGUUCCUUCGUCUCGUUAAGAUCCUUGAAAACGCUUCUUUGUGUCAUCCUGUGGAUCCAGUUCCUCUCCAGAAAGCGCCCAUCUCUAUCUUAUACCAGACUUGGGGCACGACUGGGCUUAUCUUCCAGGGCACCAGUGAUGGCACAGUGCUAGUUUUCCACGUCAGCAACGACGGUUUUUGUGUUAAUCAACUCGCCAAAGUUAGUAUCUCAGUCGAUGUUGAAGACGACAUAUCAAGAGCAAUCGACAGUCUUGCUGUUAUUCGCAUGUCCACGGGGCGUGAAUCCAGUGCAUUCCUUUUCUGCGGUCUUCGAAGUGGCAUACUUGUGCCAUUUGAGAUAAAAAUGAACGGCUUUGGUCUUCAUAGUCUGGAUCAACAAGCACCAAGACAUAUUGGGAAGACCUCAAUAAUGCUCAAGGCUAUAGAAACUUUUGCCUUGUUCACAUGUGGCGGUGAGCUCUGGCGUAUUUCAUACGCCUCCGACAGCAAUCCCUCUGAUUAUUUCCUGUCUCGCGUCUGGAUCACCGAUCAAAGCUGGCCCGCAUAUUUCCCUACCGCCAUUUCCAGCUUUGACCUUGUUGCGGUAAAGGAUCCGGAGACUGGCUUCACAAGUGUAGUCUUGUUCUGCUUUGCCGACGAUAACCUUCUAGUCUGUUCUCUGGAUCACGAGACCAAAACUGUUCCACGGCGCAUUGAUGUCCCAGGAAAUCCCAACAAGCUGACUUAUUCAAAACACAUUCGACAUCUCGUUGUUUCCUACUCCGUCACUGAGCCCAAACUUGAAUCAAAUCCUCUUGGACGUGUCACAAAGUCAUACAUUGAAUUUGUGGACCCGGAUUCCCAGAACCCUGUUACUCGUAGUGACAGGUUGGCGACGUCGGACGGCCUGAUCCCAUGGAGACCAAGCGGGUCAUCCGGGGAGAAGAUCACCUGCAUCUUUGACUGGACUGCCCAAAAGAAUGGCAAUGAAUACCAUCUUAUUGCAAUUGGGACUUCGCUGCCCAUACCUGAUGACCCCAAUGACCUCCAAGGUCGGGUCUUGCUCCUGCAGGCUUCUCGGGAUCCCAACACUCCAGAACAGAUCAACUGUGUUGAUAAGUACGUGCAAAUGUUAGACAGACCAGUUUAUGCGAUGGCGGCAUACCGUGACAGCCUGAUUGUUGCCUCUGGAAAAAGACUUUUCCCGGUAGCUGCGAGGAACUCCGAGGUGAAAUGGUCUCGAGAUAUCACAGCUGUUCUUCCAUCUCCAGCCGUCGCAAUGACGGUGCAGGGGAACUUGAUCUAUAUCACAACAUCUCGCAGCUCUAACUUGGUCUACGAGAUUGUCAAGGGGGAUAUCGUGCACGUCGCGUCUGAUGCUAUCGCUCGGGAUGGCUUGUCGCACACUUUUAUCAAUGGACAUGGCGAGCAGUCAGAUAUGAUGUUCGUGAGCACUCGAGGUGGUGCUGUCCAGGUUUUCAAAUAUCUGGAUGCGAACAAUUACAAGGAUUUCCCUAUUCUUAAAGCUCGUCCGUCGGCUGAUCUUCCUGUUUCAAUGUUGAGACUCGUCCAAGGCAGCAAGUCCCCGCCGCUGUUGUUCACUACUACCACCUUGUAUGGUUUUGCCCUCAAUGGAUCAGUCUACCGCAUGCUGCUCCUUGAAGAAAACGAAAGGCGUCUUCUCGAGAGUCUCCUCAAAUUGUGCCUCAGGGACCAUGCUAUCUGUCCAUCUUUGUCGGCCAGGAAACGCCACAUCGCCGCAGCUAAAGAUUUUGCAACCACCAUGCAUAUUGAUGGGAACAUCCUGGCUCGUCUCGCCGAGCGCGAUGAACAAUACCUGAAGGAAAUGCUUGCCCAGUACUCUGUGAAACGGGCAGGAACUCCACUGGCUGCCCUGGCCGACGAGUUCUAUGAGGCGGCUCGAGGCGUCUUGGGAGAAUCUGAGAACCAUAUCCUGGCUGUGUUCAACUGGCUUCGGGCUGUUCUGCACAUCGAGUUUUGA